GUUUGAAGGUAAACCGAAUAGGGCGACCACCAUAACAGUUUUCCAUCUCUACAGAGGAGGUGGGUGUUUUUUGGCAUGUGGAAACGAGGAUGUAUGGACGGGUUCACGUCUGGCUUGCACGAGGGGCUGGACGUAGUCCCACAACACCUCUCAAGUGUGUGAAUGAGAAGGAGCGAGGACAGGAAGAGAGCACGGGCUCCACCACUGAGGUGCUGACAAAGGGAAAGGAGAAUCACCGGAGGCUCCAUCUGCUGAGCGCCCACCAUGGUCUCUGCAGCCUGCCUGGGAAGGAAAGUUAGUGGGUCUCGACCACUCUGCCAUGGGGGUCUCACAGCGGUAGACCACCAAGUGGCACGUCAGACGUCACAGACCAGCUGGCCAGGCUCUUUAAACUACUGUGGCUACAGAACCUGCCCCCGGGCCAACCUACCUGAGACAUUCCUGGGAUUAUUUUGCCAGAACAACACGGACUGAACGGGCGGAAUAUGAUGUGGAUGCUGCCCACCCCCCACCACCACUACCACACCCCCACGCCCAGUUGGGAUUCCAGAGGAGACAGACCUCUUGACCUUCGGCCGUGGGUCCUUACCCUGAUUGGCUGAGCGGCAAGGCGGAAGUGCUCCUGACAGGGAAAACAAAACAAGAAGAGCUGUGCGGUCUCCUGCAUUGUAAUGGAUGAGCUGGUGCAGGACCUGGUGUCUGCCCUGGAGCACACCUCAGAACAAAGUAAGCUCGGGGAGCUGUGGGAGGAAAUGGUUCUGAGUCCACUUCACCGGCGUCGGCAGGUGCGUCGUCGAAGAGUCCAGAAACACCGUUUUGAACCUUCGGUCCGUGCCCUUGAGCAGCGAAGACACCUCUGGAUAGAAGCAUCAGAAUCCAGUUUAGAUGAAACUUCUCAAAACUCCUCUCGGAACUCUCCGCCUGCUUUGACAACGUCUGCAGCCAAUUGCAGCAACUCUGAUGACAUGUCCAACACUAACCAUUGGCACUCCCUUGUGACCCGCUCGACCAGGACCGGGCAGCCCUCCUGGCCUGAGUCAGACUCCUUAUCUGAGAAUAAUCUAGGCCGUCCGCUCAAGAGGAAGAGGAGGAUUAAGCGUAUGAACCCUCACAUCCGAGUCAGAUUGCAGCAUAAAUUAAAGGUUUCUGCCAUUGAAAGGAAACUGAGGCCCAGGCCAUCCAGGAUGCAGCAUCUCUCAAGACUCAAGAACAGCGCCGGCGGUUGGGUCGGACGAGACAGGCAGUCUGAUGGGGUCAGCCUGAUGGGAAAGCAGCGCUGGAAUAGAAAGAUCACUUUGGAACACCAAGAUGCUGCAGAGGAGAAUAUGUCUGAGGGUGAAAGCAGCAGUACCUGCAGCAGCGACCCUGGCCUUUUCACCAACGAUGAAGGGAGGCAAGGUGAUGAUGAGCAGAGUGACUGGUUCUUUGAGGGCGAUUGUGGAAUCGGGUCCAGCGUGGCUAACUUGCUGCCCAACUGGGACUCAGACAAUCAGAAUUCCAGAGAUGACAUCCGCCCAUCACCCACCUGUCUGCCGUCUCUGAGAGGCUAUUGUUCACAUUUAAAAUGUUUGCCUUCUGCUGCUUCCUACAUCAGGACCAAUAGGAAAGGUUUCUCCAGCAAGGUGUGUAUUUUCAAUGCUCCUCGUUUGGUCUUUCAUAAUGCACAAUUUGUAUUUGUUUUGCAGGGUAAUACUACACCAGAGUUUGUGGAAAGACUGAGGCACCUUUCUCAUGAUCGACAUUACAAACAAAACACCAGCCUGGAGGGUAGCUGUGCAUCGUCAUGAGCAGAGGAAACACAAUACAGUGUCCGUCCUACCACCAGCUUGUAAGGAUCACCAGAGAGGAAAAGGACCAAGGAGCCAGUAAGAUCUCACCCCGAGAGGCAGUAGAGUUCUCGGGUGAAACCCUUCUAUCUUUCCCUCAGACGACCAAGGAGGACCCCUGAUGCCACAAGCCAGUCCUGGAAUCACACGGAAAAAAGCCAUACUUGAGCGAAUACGAAGACCUUUGCAGCACAAACUUCACGACAACGAAGAAAUUCAAAUCACAUAAUUGCAUUUGUAAUCAGUCACUUCCAAGUCUAUUAAGCACGAGUGAUGUAAGUGCAAUCAGGCGGCCUGCUAAAGUGGACAGCCUCCUCGUCGGACUGAAGAGUUUGUGGCUCCUCCUGGUUCUCCACACACUGAGACCACAUGCUAACACGCAUUCCUACAAUCAUGUCCCUUCUUGUAUCAGCAUUUGUCAGCAGGGCGCUUUUCUGGAUGGCCUGUUGAACCUUGGGUGGCUUGACUUUCGCCCUUCAGAGUGUUACCGAAGAGUUUAGCGAAGCCAGAGCAAACGUGUAGGCUCCCUAUUAGACCCUAAAAGCGUUUUUUUUUUUUUUUUUUUUUUUUUUUUUUUUUACAAAGCUGCUCAUUAGCACAACACAGAGGGAAUGUAGUUACGGUCCUCGGAGGGCCUACCUCUGUUCUCCUCAGCCUACCUUCCAUAUUCAAAUGUCCCCAAACGUGUUUAAGUUCAAGGCCAGCCGCAACUCGUGUUUGAACAGCCUGUUUUCCAGCAGUGCUGGAUUAGUUGCUUCUGGAGCUGUGCAGUUGGCAAAGCAGCCAAAAAGGAAGAGAGGGAAAUUUCCACAAAGGGUAUCGUUUCCUUGUUUCCCUCGGCACUGGAUGCAUUAAAGGAUCAAUGUGAGCGUCCGCGGAGAUGAGACACACGCUGAGCAUCUCUACCAGGAUGGUAAACAAGCACGAUGCGCAGGAAAAUAUACAGUAUAUACACAGCAGUCCAAUAUUUAUACUUAUGGGCUAAGUUGUAAAGAUGGAACAAGGCUUCACUGAUUGGUCAAACAAUGUUAAGUGGUGUGAUGCACGGGAUUGGGUCCACCAGGAUGACAAAAUAUUUUAACAUUAAUUUGAAGAAAAGUACAAUGAAAAGAUAUGACUGGGCAGACACACUUUUUUAUUUAACCGCAUCACAAAACAAUGCAGGUGCAUUUUGAAAUGUUUAUUGUCCAACAAAUUAGCGCUAAAUGAUAUUAUUGUGGCAGCACGGCGGUCUAGUGGUUAGCACGCAGACCUCACAGUUAGGAGACCAGGGUUCAAUUCCACCCUCGGCCAUCUCUGUGUGGAGUUUGCAUGUUCUCCCCCGUGCAUGCAUGGGUACUCCGGUUUCCUCCCACAUUCCAAAAACAUGCUAGGUUAAUUGGCAACUCCAAAUUGGCUGGCGACCAGUCCAGGGUGUACCCCGCCUCUCGCCCGAAGACAGCUGGGAUAGGCUCCUGCACCCCCGCGACCCUCGUGAGGAAAAAGCGGUAGAAAAUGAAUGAAUGAUAUUAUUGUCAACAUUUUUUAGACCAAAUAAACCACGGAAUUGCAACUUGCUUCCAUUUUCUCACAGGCAAUUUGUGUUGGCUGUCAAACCUUUGCAGCAUUUCUUGAAAUGCUGAGUUUCUUUUGCGAUGACUAUCUGUGAACGUCAUCGCCUUUUAUGUCACUACCACUUUCGAAUAAAUUGGCAUACUGGUUUAUUCGUCUUAGUGGACCCGCCUUGCUCAUUAACAUCCCCAUACGGGUGCUGUGGCAUUUGGCUUUGCAAGCAUCUUUUUUUCCUCCUAAUUUCUACAACAUUACCUUGCAUCGCGCCUCACGAGGCUUCACUCCUUUGCUGUGUGUGUAUGCUAGUGACCCCGCCUGCUGCGGACAAUAUGACUGACAAGAGGUCUCACUCUGUUUGCUGUUGUAUGGAACGCUGUUCUUCUAUGAAGCAUCUGGGUGCUGAACACAGAGUAAAUCCUUCCUGGUGAGAGACGGAAAAUAGACGGGUAUGCACAUGGCAAUAGAUGAAGGCCGGCAAAAAACUAGUUCAUUUUUAUCUAUGAUUAUUAUGGCAGUUUUAAUCUGAACGAGAAAUCUCGUAACACAUGUAAUGUUAAGUCAAAACAAACGAUUGUGUUAGCAUGCUUCUUCCAGUCAGUCGCCUAUGACCAAGCACCAUGACUGGGAGUCACUGUCAGAUUGAUAUGAACAGCACAUCUGAGCUUUGGAAUACAAAUGAGCUUUAGAUGGAUACAUUGAUGGCUGCUUCAAGUUAAGCUGACAAGUAUUGGCUGUUGUAUUUCAAGGAGAGCUUCUCACUGUGUUUGCUGCCAAGACAUCAACGAGGCGGGAAGACACAUCAGUUGAGAUAAAGUUCCAUUUGUAGCAGUACGGGAACAGUGUUAAUUAGCAGUCAAAAAUAACGGCCUCUCAGCCCCAAAAUGAAUUUCCACGGACCAGAAAGUGGGGAAAUAGCUUCCAUGAAGCCUGUCAAUUGCCCUGUUACAGUUAAGGAAUUCAGCAGGCUGGUACGGUUCAUAUUUCAUCCCAGGUAAAGAUUACCUGUCAGGCCCAUGGGAGAUGUAUUGAUCUGUUUUCCUUUUUCCGCCAGCAAUCACCUGACAAAGGCACCUAGGAGGCGAGUGAAUGAGUGAUGUCUGCUGUGUCUCCUCCGCCACCACCGUGGCUUCUUGCAUCCACCGGUGGGUGCAGGGGCCAAGAGGAGGAGGAGGAGAAAUCACGCUGUUAUAAACUCUGUUUGAACCCCCACGGUACGCAUGAGGGGCAGCCACUUUGCCCUAGCCCGGGUCGCAGGUCAGUGCAGGAAUUUACUUUUUUUUCUUUUUUUUUGACUUCUUUCUUGUCUUUGGCGUUUGUUCGGUGGUGUAAAGCGUUGUGAUGCUAGAAGCGCAUGCAAAAUGAGAGCCUCUAGUUCCUGCUGACAAAUGCAUGUUGGGGGGUCACUUAGUUCAAGUCACUUUGGGUUUCAAAGCAUCAGGCGCCUUUCUUGCGCUGAGAUGCUACACAUGGCGGUCUCUGGAGUUGCCUGUGGCUGCUGGAGUGAUGCUGCUGCUCCACGGCAAAGAUCAAUAUACUUUACAUUAUCUUGUAGUUUCUUGGCAGCUGAAACUACUUAUAUAUUUGCCUUGUUCAAUGCAACGUCUUGCGUCAAUAUCAAACAUGGCUGUAGAAAUGUGAGGUAUUAAUGAGGUCUUGUCCAAUAAUGAGGAUUAAAUGUAAGGACUCGAUGUAAAUGUCAUGUGCCCCCUUUUUUUUAACAUUUUAAUUUAACAGGAUUGAAAUAUAUCUCACUGAUAGCAGGGCUCUUAUGCAGCUACCCCAAUUUGAUAUGGAGUGCAAAUAGAAUCUUAUCUCAUAAGGUCUUAUCAUUAUAUUUAAUAGUAGUAAAGGAAUGCCUAAUUGCUUUGCAAAUGAUCUACACAGAACGAUACAUGGCUCGAUUGUCACACUCGAGGUAGUCCAACUUCCAUUCUGUGGUAUUUUGUAUAUGAGUGGGUUCAAAAGUGACACAUUUGAUGUACGUGUUUACUUUUGUCUAAAUAAAAAAUUAACAAAAAAAAACCAACCAAAAUUUGGAAUCAAUCGCAAAUUCUGCAUAACACCUCCAGCCAUAAAAAUAAAUGAAGCCACUCAGAUGGUCCACGCUUUUCACUCUGGGCCGCAUCAGCCCCCCCCCCAAAAAAAACGCAUUUAUUAAAAACAGAAAAAUGAAUAAACUUUUUCAGUGCUUUGGUUCCGAUUUUCUACAAUAAAAGCUCUGAUAAAACAUUCCACUGUUCUGAAAUAUCUUACUUUUUAUUUUUCUGCAUAAAAUAAGAUGAAAAAUAAAUAAACAAAUCAAGAAUUUAAAAAAUCAAUCAGUAAUAAAUAAAUAUAAUAAUAAUAAAUUAUAAUUAUAAAACGGCACACAAUAAAACAUUAACAUUAACAUAACAUUAUUUAACAUAACACUAACAUUAAACUUUCAUAUCAAGGCGGGGGCCUCAAAGUAGUGUCCUGCGGGCCACGUUUGGCCCGUGGGCCGCAUGUUUGAGACCCCUGGUGUAAAGAGUGCCCUGCUUUUGACGCGCCACGCCCGCCCUCUUCCAUCCAGUCAGGUUAGUAAAACAAUAAUUCAAUCAUUCCACUGUUCUGAAAUAUCUUACUUUUUAUUUUUCUGCAUAAAAUAAGAUGAAAAAUAAAUAAACAAAUCAAGAAUUUAAAAAAUCAAUCAGUAAUAAAUAAAUAUAAUAAUAAUAAAUUAUAAUUAUAAAACGGCACACAAUAAAACAUUAACAUUAACAUAACAUUAUUUAACAUAACACUAACAUUAAACUUUCAUAUCAAGGCGGGGGCCUCAAAGUAGUGUCCUGCGGGCCACGUUUGGCCCGUGGGCCGCAUGUUUGAGACCCCUGGUGUACAGAGUGCCCUGCUUUUGACGCGCCACGCCCGCCCUCUUCCAUCCAGUCAGGUUAGUAAAACAAUAAAUGAUGUUGAUUUUAUGCCAACACUGAAGCAGUAAACAAAUGAUGCUUUAUACUGUGAAUAUCCAGCUAAUAUAAUAUGUGUACUUUUUCAUAGACAAAGAGAUCCAGGUUUUUGGAGGUAUGGCUGCAGAGGACUUGAUAGAGGAAAUAGUCCCCUUGACUGAUGGAGAUUAUCAGUACAUCCCCCUACUGUUCACCGCACAGCUGAAGAUGUUUGUCGCCUUGUGGGGGAAACCUGAUGCGGCCCAGCCUUGCCCAGACCCUAGCUCCAGUGGCCCCCAGAUAAUUCAGUCAACAUGCUUUGAACUGCAGAUAAGGGAGGAAGAGGACGGCCCGAAGGGAUGAGUCCGUGGGACGAGGACAGCAGACUGGAAGGGCAAGACAUGCAGAGGGGAAGCAGGUGUAUGGAAACUGGAGAGGGAUAAGUCAAAUCCGACAGGUGAAAGUGGCCAAUUUACACAACGAUUUUGUGGAUUAGCUCUUAUAAUAGCAGCGUCUAUGCUUUGCUUCGUAGAAUACAAGGUCACAUGAUUCUUACUCUCCAUAGAGUGGCUUUUUGUUUUUUUUCGCCGCAUGCUUUUGCAUACCUUCCAGGUGUUGUGAGGUACAGGAGCCCCAGGACCUUGUGGUUCACAGCGAAGGUCCAUGCUGAAAGCCCCCGGCCCGGCCCAUCAAAGGGCCCAUUGAGGAGCGGGCGCAGGCGAGACAGAGGGCCACAGUGUGGACGCUGGUAAUUUGACACCCUUUGACAGUAGAGCCACACAGCCCACUCACAGUGGCGCUGAUAGAGAUUGGGCUCAUUCACGUCUACUGGCUCAAUGUCGUAGCGGGACACACUGAUUCAACUGAAUUCACUCUCCCUCUUAAAGGGACAGAUGAAGAAAUAAUCCACAGUAAGGAAUUGGGUAGAUAAUAGUCAAUUAAAAAUUGGUUAGAAUUUUGUGUCUUGAAGAAACUGGGACAAAAUUGAGUGCACUUCUCGCUUGCAGCCAGUAGAGGCACUGUUGUUUGACACCAUGUCAACACUAUUUGAAAUUCUCACACCGUAAUUUUGUCCUUAAAAACAAAGCUUUCGGAAAACUUUGGCCAGAGGGGAGAUAUUCCAAAAAUCCGGCUUCAUCGUGUGAAUAAUAAUAACAUAAAAUAAACAUGAAUAUUUAUUAGGGAUGCCCGAUAAUUAUCGGUAUGAUAACUAUUUUUUUUCCCGAUCAUGAUAAUAUGAUAACAUGAUAAGACAAAUGUGUUCAUUCCACCGGAAUGAAUCGUAACAUAUGAGUUGGAAAAUAUCAGUUAAAAAUAGCAGUUUUCAUCAAAAACACCCCCAAUAUUUAUCC
This is a messenger RNA of Doryrhamphus excisus (bluestripe pipefish), 7638 nucleotides long. NCBI's taxonomy places the organism in Eukaryota, Metazoa, Chordata, Actinopteri, Syngnathiformes, Syngnathidae. The record is from RefSeq and is a predicted model, not a curated record.